CGCUGGGUCCGGCGGGAUGGCGGCGCGGAGGGCGGCACGGCGGGACCAGGAGCCGGACCCCGACCCCGACUGGGCCGGGAUGGCGGGGCUCCCUGAGAAGACCAUGAAUGGCUGGGUCCUGCAGUUCUAUUUCCACCGGGCCAUAGAGGCCUACCGCUCCGGGCGCAACCGUGAUUUUCGCCAAUUCCGCGACAUCAUGCAGGCGCUGCUCGUGCGGCCCCUGAACAGGGAGCCGGAGAUGGCGCAGAUGCUCCGGAUAAUGCAGCUGCUGUCGCGGGUUGAGGAGGGCGAGAACCUCGGGAGGCGCCGUGACCCCCCCCCAAAAGUAUGGAUGCCAAUUCUUAUAGAUUGCACCUUCGACAAGGAGUCAGAGCUGACCCCACUGGAGUCGGCCAUGCUUGUCCUGGACUUCAUCCGGGAGGAAUUCUCUGUGGCGGACAAGACAAUGGAGGCUGUGCAGAAAAUGGUGAAGGAAGCUGCUGUUGUUGUUUGUAUCAGAAACAAGGAGUUUGAAAAAGCUUCUGAUAUCGUCAAGAAGCACAUGGGGAAAGAGCCCAGAAACCAAAAGAAGAGAAAUGAGUGGCUGGCUGUCAUCCGGGACAAGAAUCCCUCUCAUCCAAAGGUCAAGAACUUCUCCUACGAGGAUUUCCAGCAGAGCAUCUUUGAGUUCCUGAAGGGCUACAUGGACGACUCGGAGCCAGCGCUGCUCACAUUAUUGAAGAAGACCUUGAAUUCGGAACAUGUUGACAAAGCAAAACCCUCGCUGGAGGCUUCAGAGUUUGCAGAUGGGCUGAAGGACCAGGCAGCAGCUCCAGAGGCCUUGGGAAGGGCAGAGAGCCCAGCCAAAGCUCCAGAGCAUGCAGGAGACACAGAAGACCUGGAGGGAGCUGCCAGCCCUGCAGAAAGGGCAGCUGGUCCCACAGCAGCUCCAGAGAUUAUGGAAGAAGCCAGUGGCCCUGCAGCAACUACAGAAUCUAUGGAAGUUGUCACUGACCCAGCAGCAACACCUGACCAUUUAACAGCAGCAUAUGAUACCCCGAAGGGCACUCCAGAGUCUAUGGAAACAGCUAAAGAACCAGCUGCAGCUACCCCAGAACUCCCCAGAGUGUCCACCAGGGAACCACAAAGGCAGCCCCCCGGAGCUGUAACCUCGUGUGGGAUUUCUGUUCUGAGAGAAGCUUUCAAGAUGCUGUCGGACUCCGGGGACCCAGACGUGCUUUUCACCAAACUGGACGAAACAGACUUGCCUUCCCCCAAGCAACUGUCUCCUUCUGUAUCCCACAGAACCAAGAGGCGCAGAGAAGCAGAGACUCAAGCUUCUGAGACCUCAGAGCCUCCUGAAAUGUCCCGUAACGUCAAAAACUUGUUCAGCAUAAGCAAUCUGAUCGUGGACUUGGACGGCUCCUCCAGCAAGUCGAGCGAGUGCCCUGACUCUUCCCAGGAGCACGUGGUCUCUUCCGCUUCCAAAGCUGCUCCGAAAUUGCCUGAUGAGCCCUUGUCUGCCCAGAGUGAGAAGUCCAUCCAAGGAAGGUGGAACAGUUCCUGUGGCACGGAGGAGAAGGACAUUUGGAGUGAUGAGGAUGAGCUCUUUGCAAAUGCAGCGUCACAUGAAAAAAGCAAUGUCUCCAAAAACAGCUCCAAGAAACAGAAGUGGACCGUGCAGGAGAGCGAGUGGAUCAAGGAAGGGGUGCAGAAGUACGGAGAAGGGAGGUGGAAAUCCAUUUGCCUCAAGUACCCCUUCCAGAACCGCACCGCAGUGAUGAUCAAGGAUCGCUGGCGGACCAUGAAGAAACUGGGAAUGCUCUGAAAGGAGCCACGGGACUUUCUUUUUAUUAUUUUCUUUUUGGUUUUUGGACCUCAGUUUGUUUUUUGGAAGCUGGAACACAGUGUUGUCUAUGCCAGUGUGGGAAGACCCUGUGGCACCAAAACCAUGACUGACAGGAAUCCAGUGCUCCAGCUGUAUCUGCAAAGAUCAGUGUGCUGCAGAUGGCAGGAGCUGUGCAGCCUCUCAGUGUAAACUUAGAACCACUUGUCUUGAGACUUUGUUGUCCACCUGACCACUGCAGCCUCUGGAAUGAAUCCCAGCUGUUUGCUCAGGUGUGAUCAGUAGGAUAAUCUCAUAGGUCACUAGUUUUUUUGUGUUCUAGUUGUCUGUUCUCUGAAUCACUUGCUUAAUCUGUUUGCCAUCACUCCCUUGUGGAAGAGAGGCAGCACUGAGUCCCAGAGCUUGUGGGGAAGGGAUCCAGGCAAGAGGAUCAACUUGGAAAUUUUUUUUCCCCAUUAUUUUCUGAUUUGUAAAUGACUAAUCUGUGAGGAGCUCUGAAGCUUUAAAAAUUAAACUUAUUUUGUAUUUCAGCACUUCAAACUCUUGUUUCCAUGCUAGAAAAUUUAGUGUUGUCUGACUUUGGUCAUGUUUUCUUUGCACUUUCCUGGUACUAUCCUUGCUGUGUGUGAGCUCCAAGGGUUCCACGUGUUCCUGCCUUCAAGUGCCAAAGCUGGAACACUCAUUUGUAAAAUAAAGUUCCUUUCUUGUUUAAUAGCA
Messenger RNA from Catharus ustulatus (Swainson's thrush), 2542 nucleotides. It is a transcript of the gene TERF2, whose product is annotated as telomeric repeat binding factor 2. Gene Ontology annotation, biological process: telomeric loop formation; protection from non-homologous end joining at telomere; protein localization to chromosome, telomeric region. NCBI's taxonomy places the organism in Eukaryota, Metazoa, Chordata, Aves, Passeriformes, Turdidae. Gene Ontology annotation, molecular function: telomerase activity; protein homodimerization activity; double-stranded telomeric DNA binding. Gene Ontology annotation, cellular component: chromosome, telomeric region; nucleus; shelterin complex. The record is from RefSeq and is a predicted model, not a curated record. The coding region runs from base 17 to 1807 and encodes 596 amino acids. The transcript has 10 exons.